Trametes versicolor FP-101664 SS1 is the source of this 1937-nucleotide messenger RNA. RefSeq lists its product as uncharacterized. The transcript is spliced from 7 exons. NCBI's taxonomy places the organism in Eukaryota, Fungi, Basidiomycota, Agaricomycetes, Polyporales, Polyporaceae. Gene Ontology annotation, cellular component: spliceosomal complex. Gene Ontology annotation, molecular function: protein binding. The record is from RefSeq and is a predicted model, not a curated record. Gene Ontology annotation, biological process: spliceosomal complex disassembly. Bases 1 to 1737 code for a protein of 578 amino acids.
AUGGUUCACAAGCAUGCCAGCAUCGGCGAGGCCUACACUGUUCUCGGGCUCGAACAGGGCUCUACGCUCGAGGUCGUAAAGUCGACGUACAAACAGCUCGCGCUCAAAACGCAUCCGGACAAGAACCCCGGCGACGCAGAUGCGACCGCCCAGUUUCAGAAGCUGAGCGAGGCCUACAACGUACUCCUAAAGCACCUCGACCGCUCCUCUUCGCCACCCCUCCGCCACGCUCAUCCGCAUGGCCACAGCCACGGUCCUGGACAUAGCCACUCCCACAGCCACUCUCAUAGUCACUUCAAUCCGUUCUUUGAUUACGACGACUAUGAUGAUGAGGACUACGACGAUGAGGACGACUUUUUCGAUGACGACUAUGACGACUAUGAUUCAGGCUAUGAAGAACAUCUCGAUUUUUACAUGUUCCUCUUCGAAGAGCUCCUGAGAGGUCGUGCAAACCGAAACGCCCAAGCUCGGUUCCACCACCAUCACGAAGCCGACCAAGCACCUCAUGAAACGCCCGACCAGUACACCGCUCGCUUGCGCAUGCAGCGUGAACGGCAGGAGCAAGCAGCCAACCAGCGAGCGGAGGAAGAGGCCGCUCGUAAGGCCAACCAAGAGAGGGAACGCGAGCGCGAGCGUCGCGAAGCGGACGAGAGACAGCGUAUGAAGGCUUCUACCAAGAAGGCUGAGGCGGAAGCUUCACGCAAGAAUGCAGAGAAGAAAGCGCGUGCUCUACAGGAGCAGCUGCAGGCCACGCGCUCCAAGACCUUCGCUGCUGCACGGCGCGGAGACGCUUCAGCUGUCCGCAAGGGUGUAUGGGAAGACAACGUCGACGCUGCGAGCGGUGAGGUCCGCAAAGGUGCAGACGCCUUCGUGAAGUCGCCUCCUGCGGAUCCGAAACAGACGCUGCUGCACAUCGCUGCCAAGAAUGGAGAUGCCGACUUGGUCGAGUGGCUCGCCUCCCACGGUGCCGAGCCCGAUGAGCGCGACGGAAAGGACUUGACCGCCUUCCAUGUCGCCCUGGUGAACCAGCGUUCCGCUGUGAUCCGCAACCUCUUCGAGUCCUACCCGCCAGAUGACGAGGACUACGAAGCGAUAUACCGUUCACCAGAGGCCAAGUCUAACCUGGGCAUCGCGCUCGACACUCGCGAGCCCGAAAUGGUCUGGGCAGUCCUCGACAAGCACCUCUACACCAGUGCAGAGAUGGACGAAGCCUGGAAGUCUCUGAACACGCAUGCAUACAAGUCCAGCGUCUCUCCAGCUGCCAAGUACGACGAGCUCGUGAACCUCUUCGUCACGUACGGCAAGUACGAUCCUUCCUCCGCCAGUGCUUCCGCAGAAGAGCCCGCACCUUCGCCGCCCGCGCCGCCGCGCCAGCAGAACGGCAACCAAUCGCGCCGCCCCCGUCCCACUGUCACUGUCGAGGAUGCGCGGUCCGAGGCCGCGUCCCCCGUCUCCGAACACUCGCGCACCCCAUCUUCAGCUUCUCCGUCAAACUUCUCCGGCCCGCGCCCCUCGCGCGGGAGAGGCAACCGCGGCAAGCCUUUCCAGCCGCGGCCGCAACAGCAGUCGUCACCAGCCUCGCCGAAUGUCGACCAAGGUUCCUCGCCCUCUCCCGUCGACGGCGCCCCCCAACCAGGUCGUGGUCGUGGUCGCGCACGAGGCCAAUACCGUGGCCGCGGCGGCCGUGGUCGUGGUCGCGGGCAAGCUGCCGGAAGCGCACCGCCGCCUGCUGCUUGAGAGUCGCUCCCCAAGUGUAUCUGUUUUGUUGCCCUCUUUGCUCAGCAUCAAAAUGUACAGUCCGCUCUGCAUCCUUCCGUCGCUUGUUCACUGCCCUGGUCUGCUCCCCACCCACCUUCCAUGCACGUUUCACUGUGUCCAUAGUUUCAUAUCUCUAGCUAGUUCUCCUCCAUAUUGCGCUGUCCAUACACAUGCUUCAC